AUGCCUGGAAAUUCUUGUCCGUCUACUUUGUACAUCCCCCGGAGCACAGUAUUCCAUUUAGCUGCCGCUAGGUCAAUCCGUUUACUGCCUGAAUUGAGCAAUACCAGUUGUUGCGAAAACGGGACAGGAGUACAAUACUCGAGGGGUGCUCAGGCUUCAUCCGUCAUGAGUAAGAAUAUGACUGCAACAGGUAUUAGUUACAAAGCGUCCGAGAUUAUAGCCGACAGACCGACUACCUACUUCCCUACUACCACAGGUUCCUGGAUACAUCCUUCUAAGCAUGUCAGUAAGUAG
Molecule: messenger RNA, 294 nt
Organism: Aspergillus niger
Lineage: Eukaryota; Fungi; Ascomycota; Eurotiomycetes; Eurotiales; Aspergillaceae
Exons: 2
Coding region: 1-294 (97 amino acids)
Source: RefSeq, a predicted model, not a curated record